ACGCCACGCGGGGCGGAAGGGGCCCCUUCCAGGGAUGGCGAAUGGGAUGGAAGAUAAAUACAGAGAGAAAACAUGGCGGCGGCGGCGAAGGGCUCACUGUCGUGUGCGACAUUGAUCGAACAGUACAGCGCGGCAUUGAAGCGAUGAAGUUGUUUGGCGAUGGCCGUGCGGUAGAGAAGUGAUUCCCGUGGCUCCGUAUAGCGCUGACCUGCUAACACUGCGAACGUAGCUCGAGCGCAGCCGUUAUCGCCGCUCGAGGAGCCCCAGAUUCAGCGAGGCUGUCUAGCUAGUUGCGCGGCAGUUAGCGCGCUAACUGCGGCCAGCAGCCCAGCCAGCUCGGUACGAGCCGGAGUGCAAGUAGCAGCCGAGAGCGAGUACGGACGGUUAAUGCUUCGGUGUAACUAUUUCACUUUUGACUGCGCCGGGAAUAUAGCCGUUUAGCCUGCUCCGCGGCGUACCGUCAAGAGGGGAUCAGUCAUGUAUUUUUUAACCGGUUGGCCUCGGAGGCUACUUUGCCCCCUAAAAAGUGGGGAGGAACCGUUCCACAUCCGACCGAGCUCGCAGAGGUUCUACUUCGCCGUGCUGUCGGAAACUCAGCUGAGCAUCUGGUUCAGUCGGCCCAGUGUUCUCAUAGUGAGCUACAUCGAGUCGACGAAAGCUGCAGCCCAGUUCGGAUCCUAUCAGCAGGCAGAAUGGAAGCCAGAUGACUCCAUGAUUGCAGUGGUGGCUGCCAAUGGAUACAUCCUUCUGUUUGAUGUCGUGUGUGGGGGCGAGGACAAGUGCCUCUAUGAGCCGGUGUAUCCCAAGGGGAAUCCCCGUGUAACCAGGGUGACACCAGGGUACAAGGAGGAGCAGUGUGCUCCUGCUCUGAGCCUGGAGAUGAAGAAGCCGGUGGACCUGGAGGCUCCCAUCACCAGCCUGCAGUCGAUGCAAGAGGACCUGGUAGUGUCCACAGCAGAUGGAUUCUUGCACAUCUUGCACUGGGAUGGCGUGAGCAACGGCCGCAAGACCAUCAACCUCUGCACCGUACCCUUUUCCCUAGACCUGCAGUCGUCACGAGGUGGCCCCUCCCUAGACUUCGACAGGGUGCACAUCGUGGAUAUGGAGUACUGCGUGACGCUGGACGGCUUCGCCGUGGUCUUUGACGACGGUCAGCUGGGCUUCAUCACCCCGGUGGCCAACAGGUUCACCACAGAUCAGCUGCAGGGCGUCUGGGCCGCAGAUGUGACUGAUGGGACCUGCGUGGCGGUGAACAACAAGUACAGACUCAUGGCCUUCGGCUGUGCCAGUGGUUUAGUGCUGGUUUAUACGAUAGACAGCACCACGGGAUCGAUGCAGCUAUCUCACAAGCUGGAGCUGACUCCAAAACACUACCCUGACAUCUGGAACAAGACAGGCCCAGUGAAGCUGAUCAGGUGGUCACCGGACUACAGCGUCGUCAUGGUGACGUGGGAAUGCGGUGGUUUGUCUUUGUGGAGUGUCUUUGGGGCUCACCUCAUCUGCACGCUGGGAGAGGACUUUGCCUAUCGAUCAGAUGGCACGAAGAAGGAUCCUAUUAAGAUCAGCUCUAUGAGCUGGGGUGCGGAGGGGUACCAUCUUUGGGCGAUUGCCAGCAGCGAGGGGAAUUGCCAAGGGGAGGGCGGCUCCUCCUCCAAGCAGGCGGUCAUCCUUCAGUUCCAGUUCAUCAAGAGCGCCUUGACCGUGAACCCCUGCACAAGCAACCAGGAGCAGGUGCUUCUGGUGGGGGAGGAUCGUCUGUACCUGGCCUGCGGGGACCCCACCCAGGCUCACAGCUCCCCGGACCAGCACCUGCACCGGGACCACAGCCCCCUGCACUCGCUCCCCCCGUCCUCGUUAUCCGCCUCUCAGGGACUAAGCACUUUACUCGGACACAAGCACUGGCAUGUGGUCCAGACUCAGAGCACAUACUUGGAGUGCAAUUGGCCAAUACGGUUUGCAGCCAUCGACACGCCGGGCCAGUGUGUGGCAGUGGCAGGGAGGCGUGGCUUUGCACACUACACCAUGUUCACCCGCAAGUGGAAGCUCUUCGGGAACAUCACUCAGGAGCAGAACAUGACAGUGACUGGAGGCCUGGCCUGGUGGAACGACUUCAUUGUCUUGGCCUGUUACAAUUUUAUCGCCCAGCAGGAGGAGCUGAGGCUGUACCUGCGGUCGUCAAACCUGGACAACACCUUCUCCAGCGUUACCAAACUGCAGUCGGAUACGCUGCUGCUGAACGUGUUUCGCGACAUGGUCAUUUUGUUCCGGGCCGACUGCUGCAUCUGCCUCUACAGCAUCGAGAGGAAGCAGGACAGUCCAAAUCCAUUUGCCAGUAUUGAGCUCCUGCAGGAGGUGCCCAUGUCUCGCUACAUCCCCCAUCCUGCCCUGGUGGUUUCGGUCACGCUCACCUCCGUACGGACAGAGACGGGCAUCACGCUCAAAGCGCCACAGCAGGCCUGCGUGGCAGAGAGCAUCAUGCUGAACCUAGCAGGCCAGCUUAUCAUGCUGCAGAGGGACCGCUCUGGACCGCAGGUACGAGAGAAGGAAUCUCUGUCCAGCCAGAAGAAACUGCUGCCGUUCUGCCCGCCCGUGGUUCUCGCACAUUGCGUGGAGAACGUGUGGACGACGUGCCGCACCAACCGUAAGAAGCGGCACCUGCUGGAGGCGCUGUGGUUGGCGUGCGGGGAGGCGGGCAUGAAGGUGUGGCUGCCUCUCUUCCCGCGGGACCACCGCAAGCCGCACUCCUUCCUGUCACGGCGCAUCAUGUUGCCUUUCCACAUCAACAUCUACCCGCUGGCCGUGCUCUUCGAGGACGCCCUGGUGCUGGGCGCCACCAACGAGACGGUGCUGUAUGACGGACUGGGGGGCCCCCGCCAGCCGCCCGAGGGGCUCUUCCCCUUCUGCACGGUGGAGCGCACCUCCCAGAUCUACCUCCAUCACAUCCUGCGGCAGCUGUUGGUGCGCAAUCUGGGCGAGCAGGCCCUCCUGCUAGCCCAGUCCUGCGCCGGCCUCCCCUACUUCCCGCACGUCCUCGAGCUCAUGGUGCACGUCGUUCUGGAGGAGGAGGCCACUUCCCGGGAGCCCAUCCCUGACCCACUGCUGCCCACCGUGGCCAAGUUUAUCACGGAGUUCCCCCUGUUCCUCCAGACCAUCGUGCACUGCGCCCGCAAGACUGAGUACGCACUCUGGAACUAUCUGUUUGCUGCUGUUGGCAACCCCAAGGACCUGUUUGAGGAGUGCCUCAUGGCUCAGGAUCUGGACACGGCUGCUUCUUAUCUCAUCAUCCUGCAGAACAUGGAGGUUCCAGCAGUAAGCAGACAACAUGCCACACUCCUGUUCAACACUGCCCUGGAACAGGGGAAGUGGGAUCUCUGCCGUCACAUGAUCAGGUUCCUCAAGGCCAUUGGCUCAGGAGAGUCUGAAACUCCACCCCCAACACCAACCACUCAGGAAGCGAGCUCCACUGGAGGCUUUGAAUUCUUCCGCCACCGCAGCAUCAGCCUGUCACAGUCGGCGGACAGCGUGCUCACUGGGAAGUUCAGCCUGCAGAAGACGCUCAGCAUGCCGUCAGGCCCCUCAGCCAAGAGCGGAGAGCGGUGGAGUAAGGAUGGGGAGUGCACGGAGAGCACCUACAUCGACAUGAUGCUGUGGAGGCAUGCACGCCGCCUGCUGGAGCAGGUCCGUCUCAAGGACCUGGGCUACUUCUCGGCACAGCUGGGCUUCGAGCUCAUCGGCUGGCUCUGCAGGGAGCGCACGCGGGUCGCCCGCGUCGACGACUUCAUCACCGCCCUCAAGAGGCUGCACAAGGACUUCCUGUGGCCAUUUCCUGUUAUGCCCGCCUGCUCCAUCAACUCCCCCUUCAAGAACGGGCAUUACCGCACAGUGUUGAGCACUCAGCUGCUAAAGUCGCAGUCGGCGGACAGCAUCCUGAACAGCGAGAUGGACUCGGCUCCCCACCAGGCGGCGCUGCGUAGCGACAGCUGGCUGGAAAGCCUGAGGGCAGAGCAGAAAGAGAUGGAGAUCGCUUCGUCACACGGGCCUCAGACCCAGGAGGCUUUUCUCUCACCUCUCACCAGCAAAGGCGAAGAGUGCAGUAUUGGGUCUGCCACAGAUCUAACGGAGACCAGCUCCAUGGUGGAUGGGGACUGGACUAUGGUAGACGAGAACCUUUCAGGUGUGAGCCUGUCGCAGUCGGAGUUGGAGCACAUUUCCAUGGAGCUGGCCAACAAGGGGCCACACAAGUCUCAAGUGCAGCUGAGGUACCUGCUUCACAUUUUCAUGGAGGCCGGCUGCCUUGAGUGGUGUGUGGUUAUAGGGCUCAUCCUGAGAGAGGCCAACGUCAUUAAGCAAGUGUUCGCCCUGCUGGACAGUCCUGAGGUCCCGUCGGACACCGUCCAGAACGUCUGCGACGGCCUGCUGGCUGUAGAUGCCUGGGCCUCCUCAGACUGCCUUGGCUACAAGCCCUUCCUCAACCUGAUCCGACCCCAGCUGCAGAAGCUGGUGAGCGCUGCUGCAGACCCUGUCCAGCCAGAGGCCUUCCAGCCUGCCAGCACCUCCAAGCUGAUGGAGCCGGCGAGCCCCAGGGCAGAGGACAGUCGUGGGGUGGCCCCCCUGGGCACCAGCCUGCCCACAGAGGCUCCCGGUGGGUUGGUGCGACCCGCUGAGGAUUGUCCUGUGCAGGAGCAGGAGGAGAAGACUGUGGAGGAGGGGGCGUACGACUGCACCUUGUCCUGACGUGGCUUCUUGGAGAAGCCGGGAGGUGCCACCAACGAAUGAUGAGAAUCAGAAGAGAGCCACCAUGAGCCCAGGGCAACUAAUGCCAUCCUUCUGCUGCUCAGGUUAUGCGUGUCUGCCUUCAAGUUGUAUAAUCGUGAGUAUCGAUUCGUUGAUAGUCUGUAUAAAUACACAGCAUUAGGGCUCUUGGACAUCUCCAAGCAUGAGGUAAUGCUGCUGGUAUUUAUGGUCAUGUUGUCAGUAUUACCUUUCAGUGAAAUACACACCCCGCACAUUGAUAUGAACCCUUUGACACUGUUCUAAUUGGGUUUGGCAAUAGAUAACUAUUAUAAUCGUUGUAUUCAUAAGUGGGCAGUAUCCUAAGACGGCAGGAAUCAUGUCUUUGGAAGGGUAACACAUCCAGACACUGCAUCCUUACACUGAAUUUCCCCGAUGGUUUGUUCCUGGCAUUCUGGCCUAGGUGGAUGUGAUGAGCACAAUGCACAGAUGGGUUUUUAACGUUGCGUUUUGGUUGUCAAGCGAAGGUGUGUUUUACUUUAGGUUAAUCCCAAAGAGAAGUGCAGGUAUAAAGGUACGUGGCUUAUUUCUGACACCUGCCUUGCCUCUCUGGUUUAACUGCUUUCUCAGAAACUGUCCAGAUAAUUUGAGUCUUUGGAGGAUGAUCAUGAGUGGCUAUUUACACUUUUAUUGGGAUUUUACUCCCAUCGAUAUUUUAUAUAAUGUACAUAUACAUGGUGUACUGUACUUUUGUGAAUACUGAUGUACAGAAACAUUUAGGUAAUUCUAUGGCAUAAAUAGGACUUUUUUAAUAUAUUUGGAUUUUUUGACUCGCUCUGAAUGUGAUGGAGAAAUCCACAGCAAAUGUUUCUCGUUUGAGAUGCGGCCUGGUUUGCUGCUGGGCGUGGGGUUCACACCUCCAUCUCCCAUAUUCUACAGUGAUUUUGAAGACCUAGCAAUAUGGAGAGUUAGUAGCCACAUGAAAAUAAUAUAAUGAUAAAUUAAAGAGUUUACACACAAGCAGCCUAUUAAAUUCAGUAAUAUUGUCAUCUAUCACUUGUGAUUUGUAUUGGCUGUUCGAUUGGUAUUCAUUAACACUCAAGUAAAAAAAAUAACUGAACAAAUGCCAAAAAUGUGGAAAUGCAGUCAUGUGUUUAAGUGUUUUUUUUAAAUACAUACUACAAUUAGGCAGUAGUUAUAGUAAAUUGAUCGUCUUCAUUUAAAAAAAAUUGCUGUGAUGUAUUUCCACAGUUUAAAUCCCUUAGAAGCAACGCUUUACUUUUAGUGAAGACGAUUCGCUUGUCAGCGUUUCGAGUUUUGAACUCCCUUAACUUUAAAAUCAUCGCAAAAAAUAAAACGUGACAGUGUCUUUCCCCGUGGCUCUGAAAACCGGUUAUUUUAUUCAUAUUCAUCACGGCUUAGAGACUCAGUCUGAUCUUCAUUUUCACAACAUGUAAAGGAAGACUGGUGGUUGUGACAGGAAAUGAGCAUUUAGCAGUGGGCUGAGUGCUACCAUUGUUCUACCUCCACAUUCAUGUUGCAUGGUUCGAGAUUCAAGCCUAGCAGAAACCGACGGUGAACUGUUAGGACAAACCUUACCUACGAACAAAAAAACCUCCCAGUCACUGCUUAAGUUUUACUUGCUUAAAAAACUACAUGUUCAGGCAGAUGAGCAGUGACUGCAGACUUAAGGAGAAACUGUUUUAAUCCCCCCCCCGCCCCCAUCUUCCACCUUUGCAUUUUACUUAAGUGGUUGACUGGUAAAAUGCUGCCAAGAAUGAAAAGAUUUCCUUGGAGAAGACCAGUAAACGGUUACCUCCCAGGCAGAUGUGUAGCCCUAGUGGAUGCUGGUGGUGCUUUGGAAGGAGAGUUUUUUGAGAGCAGGCUGGUGUCUCCUCAGCAAGGGAAAUGUGUGUCGCCCAUUACAGUGUGAUGAUAAAUGGGAAGCAUUAGUGAGCUCCAGCUAGCUUGUGUUGCAUCUUCAACCAAAUCUCUUGCACAAUGGAAAGUUUGUGUCUGUCGAGCCAAACCCCUGUUUGGGACUGGGAACUAUGGAAAAUUUGUGUUAAUUUCAACAAUGCCUGCUAUUCUUGCUAACGUCAGCUUUGUUGUUAUUGUCCGAAUCUCUGUAUUCAUUUCAUCCGCGUAUUUGUGUUUAUGCCUGAAAGUUUUAAACAUUCAAUGUUUUAUUUAAUUUGUAAGCCCAGGAGGCAGUAAUUGAAAUCAUCAUUCGCAAAGGGUUUACCAACGGAAAGAGAGCCUUCGGUUUCCAUAGCAGCAUGACCUUUCAUUGCUGAGGUGGCGUAGAGUAAACCAGCUAACCUUCUGGCGUUUGCUUUAUAUUAGAAGCGCAUGCUUUAGACUUUGGCAGUUAAUGUACAAUAACUUUCCCAUUCUCUAAUAAUAGUUUUACCUUAAGCAGUAUUAAAGUGACACACACAACCUUUGUAAACUUAUGAUAUAAAUUCUUGCAAAAAUAUAGGUAUAUUAAUCAGCUAGGUAUAUGUUUAAAACAUUUUUUUUCCCUUUUCUGCUACCUUGACAAGGACCAAAACUUUAGUAUUGAUGUUUGGAUUUUUAAAAUAUAUUUUAUUAUGUUUUUUUUUUUUUUUUUUACUUUCCUCUCCACAAGCUUAAUACUCCACUGGGUGUUAAAUAGCUCCCAUACAUUUCUUUUUGUUUAAAUUUUUGCCAUUUUAAAUGCAUGUGUGGAGGUGAUAUUAAGCUUUCUGUGCAUGACGUUGAAUACAUUUAGCAUGGAUUGGAUGGUUCUGAUGAUUGCUAUAUGUUCCUCACCUCAUGUGCUGCGUAUGUGUGUGUGUGUGUCCAUAUAUACACAUACACAGCCAAAGCUUGCAUAUUUCCACGGUGAUGACACUCUGAGGCAGUUGAACUGUGUAAUGAGUUUACGUAUGAUAUUACUUUGCGAACCAAAGAUGAUCUGGCGCCUUCUGUAAAUGUUCCUGUGAGAUCAUCGUCUGUGCGUGAAUGUAAAGGGACGUGCAUAGGAGGAGCUCUCCUCUGGGCAGAUGCCGCUUCUCAGCAGGGUGUGUAGUGUUACCUGUGGUCAGGUGACCAGAGCCUUGCAAACGGACUAUGUCCCGUCUUCAUUGUUCCAUCUGAGGUCAAAUGAUGCAGAAAACUAAGGAUGCUUGGAGAGAUGUGCUGCACAGAGGUGCAGGUCUUUGGCAAAGAGGCUGUGUUUUUGUACAUUUGAAUGUGGAGCAAACUAAUUUAUCUUUCUGUGUACAGUUUAUCGCUGGGCUGGGAAGUCUUGGGUCAGAGAGCCGAUGACAAUGCAGUGUAUAAAUAUGGGUUCUUGUACAAUAAUUUUUUCUACUUCCUGUUUUUCUAUUUUCCUGUAUAUAAGGAGCAAUAAAUUAUUUUUUAAAGCA
Messenger RNA from Brienomyrus brachyistius, 8126 nucleotides. It is a transcript of the gene ric1, whose product is annotated as RIC1 homolog, RAB6A GEF complex partner 1. Bases 478 to 4734 code for a protein of 1418 amino acids. Lineage: Eukaryota; Metazoa; Chordata; Actinopteri; Osteoglossiformes; Mormyridae. The record is from RefSeq and is a predicted model, not a curated record. Gene Ontology annotation, biological process: retrograde transport, endosome to Golgi; intracellular protein transport. Gene Ontology annotation, molecular function: protein binding. Gene Ontology annotation, cellular component: Golgi membrane; Ric1-Rgp1 guanyl-nucleotide exchange factor complex; cytosol. The transcript is spliced from 26 exons.